This is a messenger RNA of Adineta ricciae, 14112 nucleotides long. NCBI's taxonomy places the organism in Eukaryota, Metazoa, Rotifera, Eurotatoria, Adinetida, Adinetidae. The record is from the annotation of a GenBank genome assembly.
AUGUCGAAACGUUACUUAGAGGAUUCUGCAGAUGAAAGCACUUCGACAAGUGCCUAUCGAAUAUCAAAGAAGAUCUUUUGGCCUGUCCUAGCCGGAACGGCAGCCAUCGUUAUUGUUCUUCUCGUAUUAACGAUUUAUUUUGGUGUGAAUCAAAAGCGUUCGAGCAAUGUUGACAACGAAAUACGUACAACGUUAACCAGCACUUCAUUCGGAACAACCACGACAACAUCUUCGCCACCAGUCGUGCGUAUACCGACUAGUUUACAACAACAACUCUACCAACUGACUAUUGAACCCAAUUUAGAUCACGAGAGCUUCACGGGUAAACUUUUCUUUACGUUCAAAUGUAUCGAACCGACAAACCAACUCUUUCUUCACUUGAUAAAUUUAAAUCUUACUACUUCAUCUAUAAAAAUUGUCAAUUCGACCUCUGGCUCCACGCCGAUAUUUGUGUCAUUGGUAUAUGACAGCUACAAUGAAUUCGCAAUAAUGAAUUUUUCGUCGAACUUCCAAUUGGAGUAUACUUACACUAUUUCUAUAGUGUACACCGGUGUUAUCAAUCGUGAUUUAAACGGUCUGUACUUAAGUGAUUAUAUUGAUGCCAAUGGACAAGACCGUGUCUUCAUGACUUCACAAAUGGAACCGACUCACGCACGACGAGUUCUUCCAUGUAUUGAUGAGCCCGCACGGAAAGCGAGUUUUCAGAUUAGUAUUCAGCAUGAUUCAACAUAUACUGUCUGGUCUAAUGCAGAAGUUGAACGAGUUGACACAUUAAAAGAUGGUCAACUCGUGUCGCACUUUCAUCGAACAUUAAACAUGUCAACAUUUCUUUUAGCAAUGAUUAUGGCUCCAUCGUCUGACUUUUCGUGUCGACCGUAUCGUACGAUUAACUCUACAGGCAUCAGAUCGAGAGUAUGUGGACGUGUAGAUAUUCUUCCACAAUUAGCAUAUGCUGAUGAAGUGGCCUAUGACGUUGUGGAGUUUUUCAAUAACUACUUUGGCAUCGACUAUCCGCUGACGAAAAUCGAACACUUCGCUGUUCCUGAUUUUACUGGUGGAGCAAUGGAGAAUUACGGUUUGCUAAUAUACAAUGAAGUGGGAUUGUUUUUCGACGAGAAAACCGUGCCUGCAUCAUUGAAACAGAGUAUAACUACAUUAAUUGCUCACGAGGUAGCUCAUCAAUGGUUUGGUAAUUUAGUUUCACCUUCUUGGUGGGGUGAUUUGUGGUUGAAAGAAGGCUUUGCCAGUUAUAUGGAAACGUUAGCCGCUGAUGCUGUUCAACCGACAUGGAAACAACAAGAACAAUUCGUUGUUGACAAGAUCUUCGACUUCAUGGAAGCAGACUCAUUGCCAACAUCACGGCCAAUUAGUAUUGAGUCUACCAAUCCAGAUGAUAUAUUUCAAUUGUACGAUUCGAUCACUUAUAGUAAAGGAGCAUCUGUCAUUCGUAUGAUGUCGAUGUUUUUGGGUGCAGAAAUAUUUCAACGUGGUAUUCAAGAAUAUUUGAAAAAGUAUAGCUAUAGUUCAGCAACACAGGAAAAUCUAUGGACGUCAUUGAGUGAAGCUAAGAAUAAUACUAUCAAAGUUGCGGAAAUCAUGAAUGGAUGGAUACGACAAGCUGGUUAUCCCGUUGUGGAAGUGAAUCGAAUUAACGACUUCAGCGGUACUCGAAUAGUUAUUAGUCAACGACCGUUCAAUCUCUUGUCAUCAACAAUUACACAGCAGAAAUGGUGGAUUCCAUUCAAAUACGUACAACAAUCAUUGAACAAAGAAUUAUCGGAAAGCGAACUUUUCUGGUUGAAUGAUACAAGUCAAGAAUUGAAUACCAGUAUAGCAAGUACAAAUUGGAUCUUGGCGAACCCAGGUUAUCUCGGUAUUUAUCGAACAAAGUAUGAUGCACACAAUUUUCGUUUAAUUAUCAAUCAACUUCACGCAGAUCAUACGCGCAUUCCAAAUAUUAAUCGUGGCGCUUUAAUCGAUGAUACCUUUGCGCUUUCACGUGCAGGUUUAAUCAACGCAACGGAUGCCUAUGAGUUAAUCCGGUAUCUCAAACGAGAAACAGACUAUGUCCCGUGGAUAGCAGCACUUUCUUCUAUGCGUCAACAGGAAGAAUUACUUUCCAACCAGAACAUUCUGGUGGAUGCGCAAACUUAUUUCCUCGAACUCAUUCUUCCAAUUUACAAUCGAAUUGGAUGGAUGUCAAUCGAUUCUACUACAGAUUGGCUCCAAGUCCUUUUACAACCAGAUAUUGUUUCAGCGGUUUGCCAUUAUCGUCAUUCGGCGUGUAUUGAAGCAGCACGUAGUGCUUAUCGCCGAUGGUAUUUAAAUCCGAGCCUCAACGAAAUUCCUCCAGAUCUUCGUUCGACUGUUUAUUGUACGGUCGUUCGCGAAGGUUCAAAAUCUGUCUUCGACUUCUUCUGGACUCGUCUCGCACAAGAAACAGUGGCGAGUGAAACAUUAAAUCUUCUUCGAGGACUUGCUUGUGUCGAAAAUCCAUCGUUGGUUAUUUGGUUUCUUGAUCAACAUCUGACGAAUGAUUCGAUAAUUCGUGAUCAAGAUAUUCUUUGGUCAGUUGUGAAUGUCGCUCGUUCAGCACGAGUCAAUCAAAUCGCUUGGAACUGGAUUCGUGAUAAUUGGUCGAGACUUUUUCAAAAAUGGGGUAAGAUAGAGAGCGAUUUGGGAGAUGUUAUCGAAGCUGCAUCAAGUCGGUUUGUUACUACUCGACAACAAGAUGAAUUCCAAACAUUUGCCGACUCAAUUCCUGAUAAAGGCACAGCCUCUCGUCAAUUUCAAUUAUCUACGGAUCGAAUUCGUGCAAAUGUUGAAUGGAAUAUCAAAAAUCUCGGUUCGAUCGUUGCAUAUUUUCGUUCCAACAACCAAUCUACAGUUAUCAAUUAUCGCCUACCGUCGGAUAUUAGGCCCAUUCAUUAUGAUCUUUUCGUUAAACCUUAUUUGAACAUCACUAAUGAUAAUAUUCGUUCAUCUACCUUCGAUGGACGAGUUAGUAUCCAACUAAACGUAUCUCAUCCGACCAACCAGAUUAUUUUACACAAACGUUUUAUCGAAAUCAAAGAUCCAGUGGAAAUUACUGGUUCUGUAUCUGUUGUUUCCACGAGUUUUAACGAAGAUCUGGAUUUUUUUACGAUCGUACUCAAUCGAACACUUCAAAUCAAUGAGCAACCAACUCUAAGAAUAAAUUACAUCGGUGAAUUACGAAGCGACACCAAUGGUUUUUAUCUUAGCUCAUACGUACGAUCAUCCGAUAAAGUUCGACGAUAUCUAGUUGCAUCACAGAUGGAACCGAUCGCAGCACGACGAGCUCUCCCAUGUUUCGACGAGCCAAUGUUCAAAGCUACAUUUACGGUCACCGUCGAACACGAACAACAGUAUCGAGUAUGGAGCAAUAUGCCGAUUCGAAAUAGUAGCAAUCAAUUGAAUGGUUGGACGUCGACGCAAUUUGAAAAAACAGUGCCGAUGUGUUCGUAUCUGUUGGCAUUAGUUGUUGCUGAUUUUGAAUGUAUUACACAAAACAAUACAGGAUUCUAUAGAAAUAUCACGACCAAUGUAUGUGCACAAACCGAAAAGAAAGAAUCGUUAAGUUAUGCACUCGAAAUUGCCGCGAAGAGUAUUCACGAUUUUGAAGAACAAUAUCAAAUCAGCUAUCCUAUAUCCAAAUGUGAUCAUAUCGCUAUACCUGACUUCGAUGCUGGUGCAAUGGAGAAUUUCGGCUGCAUUCUUUAUCGAGAAACACGACUCUUCUAUAACAAUCGAACAUCGUCAUCAUCUAAUAAACAAAAUGUUGCUGCCGUCAUUGCACAUGAACUUGCUCAUCAAUGGUUCGGUAACCUUGUUUCACCGGCAUGGUGGAAUGAUUUAUGGUUGAAUGAAGGCUUUGCCAAAUGGAUGGAAUUUGUAGGAACGAACAAGAUUCAUCCAGAAUGGGAUUUAUUUCAGCAAUUUAUUAUUCAACGAUGGCUUGCAGUUAUGCAAGAUGAUUCCAUAUCGUUCUCUCAUCCAGUCAAUAUGAAGCUGACACGAAAUGAAGAAUUAACCGGUAUAUUCGACACCAUCACCUAUUCCAAAGGUUCAUCAUUACUUCGAAUGAUGAGUAAUUUCAUGUCCGAUGCCACGUUCAAUAAAGGUGUGACAAGAUACCUUCGACAUCAUCUAUAUUCGACAGCAACACAAACUGAUCUUUGGCAAGCAUUAGGCGAACAAAUGUCCGAAGAUAACAUCCAAUUACCAAAUAAUACCACACUAGAUACGAUCAUGAAUACAUGGACCAAUCAAUUAGGUUAUCCAUACGUCGAUGUGACAUGUGAUUACACUACGGGAAGAGUGACCGUCAAACAACACCAAUUCCUAUUUGACCCCAAAGCACAACCACCUCAAUCACCGUACAAAUAUCUUUGGUACAUUCCAUUACAAUUCAAAUCUGCAUCUGCAUCUGUAUCGGAUCUAACUUGGUUUCAUCAAGAACGAAUGAAUGUGACGCUGAAUAUCAGUGUACAAGCCAAUCAAUGGAUCUUAGCCAAUCCAAAUUUACUGGGCUUUUUUCGUACGAAUUAUGAUCGACAGAAUUGGAUGUUGAUUCGAGAGCAGUUGAAAUCGAAUCAUAAAAGUUUUACUGUAAUAGAGAGAGCAGGCUUGAUCGACGAUGCAUUCAAUUUAGCACGAGCAAACAUUUUGGAAACGUCACUGGUACUUGAUCUAAUUAAUUAUGUUCAGAAUGAAGACGCCUAUAUCGUUUGGGAGCGUAUUGUUAACGGUCUUUCCUAUAUCGAGCAGAUGAUCGCAUCAAAAAGUUCCAAUAUUGCGCUGUACGAUCAAUAUCAAUCGUAUGUGAUCGAUCUAAUAUCUCCCAUAUACACCAAACUUGGUUGGCAAUCGCAAACUUCCAAUCAAACUGAACAAUGGCUCGAUGGACUCCAUCGCGACUUGAUUAUCUCCAUGGCAUGUCGACAGAAUGUUGACGAUUGUAUACAGCAUGCUCAAUCAUUAUUCAAUCAGUGGUUUGAUCAACCCUCGAACAACUCGAUUGGAGCAAACUUUCGUUCGGUUGUUUACUGUACAGCUGUUCGUCGUGGUACGCGAGUUCAAUUUCAAUAUCUUCUCAAUCAAUACCAACAAUCAAACGAUCCGCAAGAAAAGGCGCGAAUACAAUCUGCAUUAGCAUGUACACGCGAUACUGAAUUGAUUCGAUAUUUAUUGGAAAUUCACAUCGAUUCGCAAUUGAAUAUUAUCCGACCACAAGAUGCUCUGUCAGGCAUACGAGCGAUUUGUCGAAAUCUGAUUGCGGAAACUGAAUGCUGGUCGUUUGUACGCUCGCGAUGGCAACAACUAUUUGAUCAGUUCGGUGGAUCACUAAGUUUUGUUGAUCUGAUCAAAGACAUCACCGCGAGAUUCAAUACUCGACAACAAUUGAGCGAAUUCGAACAGUUUUUCGAACAAACAGCUGACACAAACAACGCGCAAUUUCAAUCGUCAAUCGAACGUAUCCGUAGUAAUAUUCAAUGGAUUGAUAAAGCUAAACCGAACUUAGUUGAAUGGUUCAAUAAUCGAACCAAUGCUAUUCGUCUUCCUUUGCAUUGGAUACCGUCUCACUAUGAACUUCAUUUUGAUUUACAACUCCAAACAGUCUAUCCAAACAAUGCUCAACCUAAUACCCGCUUUACUGGCUAUGCGAGCAUUACUGUUAAUUGUACUCAACCAACCAAUGAAUUUCGAAUCCAUGCAAAUAAACUACAAAUUACAUCCAUCACAUUAAAACGUUUGAAUACGCCGAAUAAUCUGAUUGUCGACUACACAUGGCUAUCCGCUUCGGAGAUCCUAUUCUGUCGGUUACAGGAACGAUGCUUGACCAAUGAGAUAUAUCAAUUCGAAGCCGAAUAUACAACGGAGUUGAGUCAAGAUAUGUCGGGUUUCUAUUUGAGUCAAUAUAAAACAACGAAUGGAACUAUCACACACAAUAUUGCAGCGACGCACAUGCAGCCAACACUAGCACGAACGGUAUUUCCAUGUUUUGAUGAGCCAGGAUUCAAAGCAAAAUUUCGAAUUUCCAUUACACAUGAUUCAAGUUUUACAGUUGUUCGAUCGAAUGGUGCAAUGCUCAACGGAGGACAACCUGUUCAGCAGCCUAAUGGCCGUUUAUUAUCUGAAUUCGAAGAUACACCGCCAAUGUCGACUUAUCUCGUCGCAUUUGUUGUGACUGAUUUCGAAUGUGUCUCAGGUACAACUCCCAAUAAUAUUACAAUUAGUAUUCAGCAUGAUUCAACAUAUACUGUCUGGUCUAAUGCAGAAGUUGAACGAGUUGACACAUUAAAAGAUGGUCAACUCGUGUCGCACUUUCAUCGAACAUUAAACAUGUCAACAUUUCUUUUAGCAAUGAUUAUGGCUCCAUCGUCUGACUUUUCGUGUCGGCCGUAUCGUACGAUUAACUCAACAAGCAUCAGAUCGAGAGUAUGUGGACGUAAAGACAUUCUUCCACAAUUAGCAUAUGCUGAUGAAGUGGCCUAUGACGUUGUGGAGUUUUUCAAUAACUACUUUGGUAUCGAUUAUCCACUGACGAAAAUCGAACAUUUCGCUGUUCCUGAUUUUACUGGUGGGGCAAUGGAGAAUUACGGUUUGCUAAUAUACAAUGAAGUGGGAUUGUUUUUCGACGAGAAAACGGUGCCUGCAUCAUUGAAACAGAGUAUAACUACAUUAAUUGCUCACGAAGUAGCUCAUCAAUGGUUUGGUAAUUUAGUUUCACCUUCUUGGUGGGGUGAUUUGUGGUUGAAAGAAGGUUUUGCUAGUUACAUGGAAACGUUAGCCGCUGAUGCUGUUCAACCGACAUGGAAACAACAAGAACAAUUUGUUGUUGACAAGAUCUUCGACUUCAUGGAAGCAGAUUCAUUGCCAACAUCACGACCAAUUAGUAUUGAGUCUACCAAUCCAGAUGACAUAUUUCAAUUGUACGAUUCGAUCACUUACAGUAAAGGAGCAUCUGUCAUUCGUAUGAUGUCGAUGUUUUUGGAUGCAGAAACAUUUCAACGUGGUAUUCAAGCAUAUUUGAAAAAGUAUAGCUAUAGUUCAGCAACACAGGAAAAUCUAUGGACGUCAUUGAGUGAAGCUAAGAAUAAUACUAUCAAAGUUGCAGAAAUCAUGAAUGGAUGGAUACGACAAGCUGGUUAUCCCGUUGUGGAAGUGAAUCGAAUUAACGACGUCAGCGGUACUCGAAUAGUUAUUAGUCAACGACCGUUCAAUCUCUUGUCGUCAACAAUUACACAACAGAAAUGGUGGAUUCCAUUCAAAUACGUACAACAAUCAUUGAACAAAGAAUUGUCGGAAAGUAAACUUUUCUGGUUGAAUGACACAAGUCAAGAAUUGAAUACCAGUAUAGCAAGUACAAGUUGGAUCUUGGCGAACCCAGGUUAUCUCGGUAUUUAUCGAACAAAGUAUGAUGCACACAAUUUUCGUUUAAUUAUCAAUCAACUUCACGCAGACCAUACGCGCAUUCCAAAUAUUAAUCGUGGCGCUUUAAUAGAUGAUACCUUUGCGCUUUCACGUGCAGGUUUAAUCAACGCAACGGAUGCCUAUGAAUUAAUCCAGUAUCUCAAACGAGAAACAGACUACGUCCCCUGGAUAGCAGCACUUUCUUCUAUGCGUCAACAGGAAGAAUUACUUUCCAACCAGAACAUUCUGACGGAUGUGCAAACUUACUUCCUCGAACUCAUUCUUCCAAUUUACAAUCGAAUCGGAUGGAUGUCAAUCGAUUCUACUACAGAUUGGCUCCAAGUCCUUUUACAACCAGAUAUUGUUUCAGCGGUUUGCCAUUAUCGUCAUUCGGCGUGUAUUGAAGCAGCGCGUAGUGCUUAUCGCCGAUGGUAUUUAAAUCCGAGCCUCAACGAAAUUCCUCCAGACCUUCGUUCGACUGUUUAUUGUACGGUCGUUCGCGAAGGUUCCAAAUCUGUCUUCGACUUCUUCUGGACUCGUCUCGCACAAGAAACAGUCGCGAGUGAAACAUUAAAUCUUCUUCGAGGACUUGCUUGUGUCGAAAACCCAUCGUUGGUUAUUUGGUUUCUCGAUCAACAUCUGGCGAAUGAUUCGAUAAUUCGUGAUCAAGAUAUUCUUUGGUCAGUUGCGAAUGUCGCUCGUUCAGCGCGAGUCAAUCAAAUCGCUUGGAACUGGAUUCGUGAUAAUUGGUCGAGACUUUUUCAAAAAUGGGGUAAGAUAGAGAGCGAUUUAGGAGAUGUUAUCGAAGCUGCAUCAAGUCGGUUUGUUACUACUCGACAACGAGAUGAAUUCCAAACAUUUGCCGACUCAAUUCCUGAUAAAGGCACAGCCUCUCGUCAAUUUCAAUUAUCUACGGACCGAAUUCGUGCAAAUCUUGAAUGGAAUAUAAAAAAUCUCGGCUCGAUCGUUGCAUAUUUUCGUUCCAACAACCAAUCUACAGUUAUCAGUUAUCGUCUACCGUCGGAUAUUAUACCCAUUCAUUACGAUCUUUUCGUUAAACCUUAUCUGAACAUCACUAAUGAUAAUAUUCGUUCAUCUACCUUCGAUGGACGAGUUAGUAUCCAACUAAACGUGUCUCAUCCGACCAACCAGAUUAUUUUACACAAGCGUUUUAUCGAAAUCAAAGGUGCAGUGGAAGUUACCGGUUCUGCAUCUGUUGUUUCCACGAGUUUUAACGAAGAUCUGGAUUUUUUUACGAUCGUACUCAAUCGAACACUUCAAAUCAAUGAGCAACCAACUCUAAGAAUAAAUUACAUCGGAGAAUUACGAAGCGACACCAAUGGUUUUUAUCUUAGCUCCUACGUACGAUCAUCCGAUAAAACUCGACGAUAUCUAGUUGCAUCACAGAUGGAACCGAUCGCAGCACGGCGAGCUCUCCCAUGUUUCGACGAGCCAAUGUUCAAAGCUACGUUUACGGUCACCGUCGAACACGAACAACAGUAUCGAGUAUGGAGCAAUAUGCCGAUUCGAAAUAGUAGCAAUCAAUUGAAUGGUUGGACGUCGACGCAAUUUGAAAAAACAGUGCCGAUGUGUUCGUAUCUGUUGGCAUUAGUUGUUGCUGAUUUUGAAUGUAUUACACAAAACAAUACAGGAUUCUAUAGAAAUAUCACGACCAAUGUAUGUGCACAAACCGAAAAGAAAGAAUCGUUAAGUUAUGCACUCGAAAUUGCCGCGAAGAGUAUUCACGAUUUUGAAGAACAAUAUCAAAUCAGCUAUCCUAUAUCCAAAUGUGAUCAUAUCGCUAUACCUGACUUCGAUGCCGGUGCAAUGGAGAAUUUCGGCUGCAUUCUUUAUCGAGAAACACGACUCUUCUAUAACAAUCGAACAUCAUCAUCAUCUAAUAAACAAAGUGUUGCUGCCGUCAUUGCACAUGAACUUGCUCAUCAAUGGUUCGGUAACCUUGUUUCACCGGCAUGGUGGGAUGAUUUAUGGUUGAAUGAAGGCUUUGCCAAAUGGAUGGAAUUUGUAGGAACAAACAAGAUUCAUCCAGAAUGGGAUUUAUUUCAGCAAUUUAUUAUUCAACGAUGGCUUGCAGUUAUGCAAGAUGACUCUAUAUCGUUCUCUCAUCCAGUCAAUAUGAAAUUGACACGAAAUGAAGAAUUAACCGGUAUAUUCGACACCAUCACCUAUUCCAAAGGCUCAUCAUUACUUCGAAUGAUGAGUAAUUUCAUGUCCGAUGCCACGUUCAAUAAAGGUGUGACAAAAUACCUUCGACGUCAUCUAUAUUCGACAGCAACGCAAACUGAUCUUUGGCAAGCAUUAGGCGAACAAAUGUCCGAAGAUAACAUCCAAUUACCAAAUAAUACCACACUAGAUACGAUCAUGAAUACAUGGACCAAUCAAUUAGGUUAUCCAUACGUCGAUGUGACACGUGAUUACAUUACGGAAAGAGUGACCGUCAAACAACACCAAUUCCUAUUUGAUCCCAAAGCACAACCACCUCAAUCACCGUACAAAUAUCUUUGGUAUAUUCCAUUACAAUUCAAAUCUGUAUCUGCAUCUGUAUCGGAUCUAACUUGGUUUCAUCAAGAACGAAUGAAUGUAACGCUGAAUAUCAGUGUACAAGCCAAUCAAUGGAUCUUAGCCAAUCCAAAUUUACUAGGCUUUUUUCGUACGAAUUAUGAUCGACAGAAUUGGAUGUUGAUUCGGGAGCAGUUGAAAUCGAAUCAUAAAAGUUUCACUGUAAUAGAAAGAGCAGGCUUGAUCGACGAUGCAUUCAAUUUAGCACGAGCAAAUAUUCUGGAAACAUCACUGGUACUUGAUCUAAUUAGUUAUGUUCGGAGUGAAGAUGCCUAUAUCGUUUGGGAGCGUAUUGUUAACGGUCUUUCCUAUAUCGAGCAGAUGAUCGCAUCGAAAAGUUCCGAUAUUACGCUAUACGACCAAUAUCAAUCGUAUGUGAUCGAUCUAAUAUCUCCCAUAUACGCCAAACUCGGGUGGCAAUCGCAAACUUCCAAUCAAACUGAACAAUGGCUCGAUGGACUCCAUCGCGACUUGAUUAUCUCCAUGGCAUGUCGACAGAACGUUGACGAUUGUAUACAGCAUGCUCAAUCAUUAUUCGAUCAGUGGUUUGACCAACCAUCGAACAACUCGAUCGGAGCAAACUUUCGUUCAGUUGUGUACUGUACAGCUGUUCGCCGUGGUACGCGAGUUCAAUUUCAAUAUCUUCUCAAUCAAUACCAACAAUCAAACGAUCCGCAAGAAAAGUCACGAAUACAAUCUGCAUUAGCAUGUACACGCGAUACUGAAUUGAUUCGAUAUUUAUUGGAAAUUCAUAUCGAUUCGCAAUUGAAUAUUAUCCGACCACAAGAUGCUCUGUCAGGCAUACGAGCGAUUUGUCGAAAUCUGAUUGCAGAAACGGAAUGCUGGUCGUUUGUACGCUCACGAUGGCAACAGCUAUUUGAUCAGUUCGGUGGAUCGCUAAGUUUUGUUGAUCUGAUCAAAGACAUCACCGCGAGAUUCAAUACCCGACAACAAUUGAGCGAAUUCGAACAGUUUUUCGAACAAACAGCUGACACAAACAAUGCACAAUUUCAAUCGUCAAUCGAACGUAUCCGUAGUAAUAUUCAAUGGAUUGAUAAAGCUAAACCGAAUUUAGUUGAAUGGUUCAAUAAUCGAACCAAUGCUAUUCGUCUUCCUUUGCAUUGGAGACCGUCUCACUACGAACUUCAUUUUGAUUUACAACUCCAAACAGUGUAUCCAAACAAUGCUCAACCUAAUACCCGCUUUACUGGCUAUGCGACCAUUACUGUUAAUUGUACUCAACCAACCAAUGAAUUUCGAAUCCAUGCAAAUAAACUACAAAUGACAUCCAUCAGAUUAAAACGUUUGAAUACACCGAAUAAUCUGAUUGUCGACUACACAUGGCUAUCCGCUUCGGAAAUCCUAUUCUGUCGGUUACGGGAACGAUGCUUGACCAAUGAAAUAUAUCAAUUCGAAGCCGAAUAUACAACGGAGUUGAGUCAAGAUAUGUCGGGUUUCUAUUUGAGUCAAUAUAAAACAACGAAUGGAGCUAUCACACACAAUAUUGCAGCGACGCACAUGCAGCCAACACUAGCACGAACAGUAUUUCCAUGUUUUGAUGAACCAGGAUUCAAAGCAAAAUUUCGCAUUUCCAUUACACAUGAUUCAAGUUUUACAGUUGUUCGAUCGAAUGGUGCAAUGCUCAACGGAGGACAACCUGUUCAGCAACCUAAUGGCCGUUUAUUAUCUGAAUUCGAAGAUACACCGCCAAUGUCGACUUAUCUCGUCGCAUUUGUUGUGACUGAUUUCGAAUGUGUCUCAGAUACACCGCCAAUGUCGACUUAUCUCGUCGCAUUUGUUGUGACUGAUUUCGAAUGUGUCUCAGGUACAACUCCCAAUAAUAUUACAGUUAAUAUUUGUGGACGACCUGAUGCAAUUCUCAACGGUGAUGGUAAUUAUGCUCUUGAAGUUAGUGUUAAAGUUAUACCAUAUUAUGAACUAUCCUACAAUGUUUCAUAUCCGUUGAGUAAAUGCGAUCAAUUUGCAUUACCUGAUUUCGCUAUCGGUGGAAUGGAAAACUGGGGUCUAAUCACCUAUCGUGAAACAGCACUGCUUUAUAAUAAUAAAACUGGCACUCUAGCGAAUAAACAACGUGUCGGCGAAGUUGUCGCACAUGAAUUAGCCCAUCAAUGGUUUGGAGAUAUUGUCACACCACAAUGGUGGAAUGAUAUUUGGUUAAAUGAAGGCUUUGCUUCGUGGGUUGAAGUAUUAGGUUUGAAUCAUUCGAAUCCUGAAUUUCGAUCUUUCGAUACAUUUGUUAGCGAUGUGCUUCAUCCAGUCCUGAUUAUGGAUAGUCUAUAUUCAACUCAUCCGAUCAGCGUAGAAGUUACUCAUCCCGAUGAAAUCAAUUCCAUCUUCGAUGCUAUUUCAUAUAACAAAGGUGCAUCGAUUCUUCGAAUGCUUUACACUGUUCUCGGUCAAUCAACUUUCUUCAAGGGUGUAAGUGAUUACUUGAAUCAUUUUCGUUAUGGUAACGCCGUUCAAGACGAGCUAUGGACCUUCCUUAAUGCUGCCAUCAAUCCAUCUCUACUUGAUAAUCACUCUGUAAAAACAAUUAUGGACACGUGGACUCUUCAAGAAGGAUAUCCUCUCCUCACGGUUAUACGCAACAGCACCGAUAAUUCGAUCGUGCUUACUCAAAAACGGUACUUUCUUGAUCCGUACGAACUAAAUCAAACAUCUCUCAAUGUCAAUUCAUUUCAAUGGUAUAUUCCAUUUAACUACAUGACAUCAUCAAACUCGUCAUCAAUUCAAUGGGUCGCUCCAAAUCAAACUCGAAUAUUACCGAAUAUUGUAUCGAAUAAUANUCCUCUCCUCACGGUUAUACGCAACAGCACCGAUAAUUCGAUCGUGCUUACUCAAAAACGGUACUUUCUUGAUCCGUACGAACUAAAUCAAACAUCUCUCAAUGUCAAUUCAUUUCAAUGGUAUAUUCCAUUUAACUACAUGACAUCAUCAAACUCGUCAUCAAUUCAAUGGGUCGCUCCAAAUCAAACUCGAAUAUUACCGAAUAUUGUAUCGAAUAAUAAUUGGAUUGUAUUUAAUAGUGAUGAGUUCGGAUUCUAUCGUGUUAAUUACGAUCAAGCCAAUUGGGAAUUGAUUAUUAAACAAUUAGCAACUGAUCGUACAUCGUUUUCUAUCGUAACACGUGCACAAAUGAUCGACGACACAUUCAAUUUAGCUCGGUCAUCUGACUUGAACGUUACUUUUGCGUUAAAGCUUGCGACUUAUUUAAUUAACGAAACUGAUUACGUGCCUUUUCGAACGUUCUCAAUCAAUAUUUAUUAUCCAUUAGUAAUGUUUAGUCAAAAUCCGGAUGGCGUCGACUAUCAGAACAUGCAAAAAUUCAUUCAGAAACUUGAAGAAAAACAAUAUAAUUCAUCGAUAUUCUCUAUGCAACAAGAAUUACAAUCACUGGAUUAUUUUACACGACAAUUACGUGCUAUGGUCAUCUCGGAUCUUUGUGCUAACGGAUAUGAUCGAUGUAUUAAGGAUUUGGUUGAGAAAUACGACCAAUGGCGUUCAAAUUCCACCGCUAAUCCGAUUACUCCUGAUAUUCGAACUGUGACAUAUUGUCAAGGUAUUAAAAAUGGUACUAUUCAGGAUUAUGAAAACAUGAAAACAUUGUAUAAAGAAAGUAAUGACCAAGUGGAAAAGAAUCGUUAUGGUUAUGCACUAACAUGUACACGAAAUAAAACUCUUUUGGAAGAAUUACUCAAUACAACGUUAGGGAACGAUUAUAUUCGUCUUCAAGACGCAUCGAGAUUCAUCAAUAAUAUUCGUCUUCAACCAGGUGGACAAAAACUUGCUUGGAAGUUUAUUAGUCAACAAUGGAAAGAACUGGUUCACGUCUUUGGUAGUAUCAGUUUUACUCUGUCAGAUAUUGUCAGCAAUGUUCUGGAAUAUAUGAAUACAGAGAACGAUUUGCAAGCUGUGCAGAUGUUCAUGGAGGAAACAGAUGAUUUAUCGCUUGCCGAACGAGCUUUUCUUUCGUCCGUUGAAAAGAUAAAAGCCAAUAUUCGAUGGAUGAACACGAUUGGACCAGAUACUGGCACAUGGCUAAAGAACUAUCUAUCCAAAAUCAAUAUGAACAGUUAA